AUGUUUGGCGCUAGCUCAGGUGGUAACUCACUAUUCAGUGGUAUAAAUACAUCCACCCCGACGUCCACUCCGACUCCGGCAAACACUGUGUUUGCCCUUAACCAGAAACCAAAUGGUGGUGUGUUUGGUAAUUCUAGUAGCAACAACAUUAACAACAAUAACCAAAAUAACGUGUCAACCCCAAGUCCAUCUGGAGGUCUAUUUGGCAAUAAAUUGACGUCUGGUACGGGGCUUUUCAAUCAGACUAACCCACAAGGGCAGCAAGCAGGGGGGUUGUCUGGUCAGGGCAAUAAUACUAGUACCUCGAAUCCCAACACAAGCACUUUAUUUGGAAGUGUUAAUAAUGCAACUGCGAGCACACCCUCGGGGGGUAUUUUUGGAAAUGCAAGUUCUACUAAUGUUCCCACCGCCAUAAACCCCUUAGGUGCCAACGGUGGUAGUUUAUUUGGCAAUAACACGAUACUUACUAAGAAUACUUCUGCAUCCCCUGGGGGGCUCUUCGACGGUAAAACGGUAGCCCCUUCCUCCGCGCCAAACGGAGGAUUAUUUGCGAGUUCUUUGGCAACUGGGACAAAUUGCAGCACGGCAUCAAGCAAAGCAGGUGUCUUCGAUAAUAAAGUGGCGGGAGGUACCGAUGGGAAUGAUCAAAUUUUUGGUAGAAAGCCCUAUAAUAAUUUGUUUGGUAACGCGUCUUCCCAGCCGCAGAUGGCGUUUGGUCAGCCCAUCGCCCAGCAGCAGAACACACAACUGCAUUCAUUAAAAUCUAACCCAUAUGGGCUGCAGUUGACUUCUGUUCCUGUGUCUACCAUGCCUGAAUCUAUAACAUCAUCCUUGGAAGGUAAGAAGGUAAGCGAAUUUCCGUCUGCUGUGGAGAAGAAACGGACGUUUUCAACGUCUUCUGCAGCGCCUCCGCCCCUUCUUGUGAGUAAUCAAUCCACGUUAAUUAGCAAAUUAAGCUCCAGAUUGAAUUCAAUCAAAAGCAGAGAAACCACACAAGGACUUUUUUCCCCUUUUAGGAAGGUAUUGAAUCAGGAUACUGUAGAAGCUUCUCAGCGAUUAAGAGAUCUAAAGUCUCUUGGAAGCAACUCGACGAACAUUCCGCAAAGCAAACAAUUUCAUGCCCUGGUUAAAAGGGCAGAUUUAUCAGAUAUGCGAAAGUUGAAGAUUGAUCCAAAUAGGAGUGCCGCUAAAAAGUUACGCUUAUUAAGCGGUAACAGUUCGAUAACUAAGGUAAAGGUUCUAGGGGAAAAUAGAGACGACAGACCUCUCACUUCCGAGGUGUUCACGCUUACAAAAGCCGAGGGGCAUUCUACCGAGGAUAAUUCUGAAACGCGAUACGAUAUUGAAUUUGCCGGAAAGGAUAACCCAAAUGAUGAAUACUGGUGUUCCCCGUCUAUCGAACAAUUACAGAAGUUACCAAUUAAACAAUUGUCUGCUAUUCCAAAUUUUGUCAUUGGUCGUAAGCGGUACGGCAGCAUCUCUUUCGAUUUAGACGUUGAUUUAACGGAUUUUAAAGAUGAUUUUCGAGGUAACUUGUUUGGGAGAGUUAUUGCAUUCAAUGAAAACAAAACAGUUGAAGUGUAUCCUGAUGAUUCCAUCAAGCCGUCAAUCGGACAAGGCCUGAAUGUUCCAGCAACAAUAUCCUUAGAACGUAUCUACCCUGUCGAGAAGAGAACAAACCAGCCAAUUACGGGAACAUCUGAGAUCUCAAAAGUUCAGUACUUUGUUAAAAGGUUAAAAUGCAUGAGGGAAAUGGAGUUUAUAUCUUAUAAGCCAUAUGGUGGUAUUUGGACUUUUAAGGUGAAACAUUUCAGUAUUUGGGGGCUGAUAAAUGAUUCAGACGUCGAAGUUGACGAAGAAGAAUUAGAAGCAGCCAAACAAGAAGAAAUUAAGCAGCGGAUUGUUGCAAUCCCAAAAAGGUCCGCAUUUGCUAAGAAUAAUGACGGUUUUGUUCCCGGCACGUUUGAUCAAAUUGUGCGGAUCCCAUCUGAUGGUGAUGUUGAUAUGAGUAGCUCCAUAAAAGACGAUCUAUCCGUUAAUUCCGUAAUGUUUGCUAAUUUUGAGGAAAAUUCUGAAGCCAUGCCGGAGUUUCUGGAAGAAAAACCAUAUGAACCAUCAGAUGUUGAAGAGGAUGACUUUGAAGGUUUAGAAGUGGAUCCAAGAUUGGAAGUUUCAUCUAAUUGGCAAAAACAGUUAAAGUUAGCUGGUGAUUCCUACAAAUCUGUGUUUGCUCCCCCUGCUUCAUUGAAGAAGGCCGGGCAUGUGGAGGAUAUUCUUUUCAAGCCAUUCAAACAGAAUAUGGAAGCCUAUAAAUAUAUUCAGAGAAAGAUGAAGCUAUCUUCGCAUCAAAAUAUUGCGAAGUUCAAUAAUGAUUCUACACUAGUUGUCAAAGGUGCAACAAAUAAAUCAAAUUGGUAUAAACAUCGCCUGGCAUCUACUUUGCAUACCUAUAAGUCAUCAAUAGAUAUUGUUUUUAAAAAAUCUUUGAAAACGGCUAUUCUUGAGUCAAGGGGUAACAAUUAUCCUAUUAUAAAGGGAUGGUCACUAACAUUUACCGACAUUGCCAAAGCCUAUGAAAAAUUUGAUCAAGAGUAUAGAAUAUGGAAACUAGCCUCGGUUUUAUUUGAUACCGUUACAUUAGAAGAAGAUAUUGAACAAGAAGAGGUUAGGCAAGUCUUAAUUAAAAAGCAAAGAUAUGAAAUGUUAUGUGACUGGAUUGUGUGCGAGAUUGAAUCCGAAAUAGAAGCCAAAUUAGCGAAAUCUAGAGGUAUCGAAACAAUAUUUUUACAUUUGGUUAAGAGAGAUAUAACUAGAGCAACAAAUGCUGCUAUUGCUAGUAAUAAUCAUCAUUUGGCUGUGCUAGUUACUCUGCUAGGUUCUAAUGAUCCAUUUGUAAGGGAUUUGGCAAAGUCUCAACUUGCAAAGUGGAAGGAAGUUGGUGCUAAGGUGGAUUCUAACAUUGUGAAGAUCUAUCAAUUAUUGACCGGCUCUCCUUUUGCCGCUUCCACUAUGAUCAGUGUAUCUGCAGAGCUAUCUUGGUUGGCAAAUUUUGGACUCCAGAUAUUUUACGGCAAUAUUGAUGUGUUGUCUUUAGAAGAACUGGUUAUUUCUAGUUUAAAGAACACCUUUGUCAGAAACGCUCCUCCUAAGAAUGAUAUUGUUGCCAGUAUUUUGCAGUUAUAUUGCCCAGAUAUUAGUCCAGAUGUGUUAAUAGGUAACUUAAAAAUAUACCAAAAAUCACUUGACGUUCACCUACCGUGGUUCUUUGUUCAGAUAUUAAGCCACUAUAAUAUCUCAGGCGAACUACGUGAUCGUAUAACUCUACAGUUUGUGGAACAACUAAAAAUUGAAGGUAUGCGCAACGAAGCCCUUUUUGUGUUAUGCUUCCUACAAGAUGAUCGUGUUGCCAAGCAACAAGUUAACUUUUUGAUUAGUUCAGAAAUAACCUUUUUUUCAAAUGCUCCCAACUCUGAAUUAUUAUCAAGAUUGAAAAUUCCAGAGAACAUCUAUUACCAAUUUUUGGCUUUAUAUGACAAGUAUAACAAAAAUCAUCUCUCUGAAGCAAGAAAUUUACUCAAGGCUAAAAUGUUUUCUGCCGCGGAAAAAGUAGUAAUUACCAACGUUGCGCCAAGGUUAAUAUUAGAUGGAACCAGUAAGAAUUUACUGAUUCUGCAUAAACUUCUACAAGAAUUCCCUUCUUAUGAAAUGGAUUCCUGGUCUAAAGGAUUGGGAAUUUUUGAAAAAUAUUCAAAUAUUGUAUUGGAUAAUAAUGAUGAUAAAGAGUUGUUGAUGAAAUUAGUUAAUGAGUUACCAAUUUUAUUCAAUGAAUUUUCCACAUAUAGGGAAGUAUCUGUUGUAUGUUGUGCCAUAUCUAAGAAGGUUUGCCAUAUAUUUUUGGAAAAGUAUAGAGAAUCAUUGGAAGCCUCCAUUCUCAGGGAUAGGUUGCUUGCAUUGCCUCUAGGGCAACCAGAAACUUUAUAUUUAAAACGUUCCCUCGCCUCAUUGUAG
Eremothecium cymbalariae DBVPG#7215 is the source of this 4008-nucleotide messenger RNA. It is a transcript of the gene NUP145, whose product is annotated as nucleocytoplasmic transporter NUP145. Lineage: Eukaryota; Fungi; Ascomycota; Saccharomycetes; Saccharomycetales; Saccharomycetaceae. Gene Ontology annotation, molecular function: structural constituent of nuclear pore. Gene Ontology annotation, biological process: post-transcriptional tethering of RNA polymerase II gene DNA at nuclear periphery; RNA export from nucleus; protein import into nucleus. The transcript has a single exon. The record is from RefSeq and is a predicted model, not a curated record. Gene Ontology annotation, cellular component: nuclear pore; nuclear pore cytoplasmic filaments. Bases 1 to 4008 code for a protein of 1335 amino acids.